AGUUUAAAGAUUAUUCUAAAAAAUAACAAUUAUUGACUGAUACUUAAAUGCGAUAAUUGUGAUAAUCGAAAAAUAAGCUGGAAAGGAACGGAAUAUAAUAGUAAUUUUUGUAAUAGUAAUAAAUAAAUUAUUAAAUAGAGUUAAAUAUUAAAGAGUUUUUGAAUAUUUAAAAGUGGACAGUGAUUGCAGCAAGCUAUUUAUAUACUUAAUGCGUCAUUGAACAUAUGUGCUCCAGGAUUCAAUUAUUUUUAGAUAGUGAAUUCAGUGAUCUUGAUAUACACACACGCAUUAUGAUUGAAGAACUAACUGAAGAGGUUCAGCAAUUGUUUCCAAAUGAAACUAAAGUUUUGCCAUCCAUUUUGACUGUGUUAUAUUCGACAGCAAAACUUAAUCAUGCUAAACAGUUGGUGGCAACGAUGAAUGACAUACGAAAUCCAGAAUUAAGGAAUUAUCUAUUAAAUUUGAAAUUUGAUGAAAUAGAUGGUCAAUCUGUUACACCACUCACAAUGGCAGCUAUGGCAGGUAAUACUAUGUAUGUGAAAACCUUGCUUUCACACUACAGCGUUGAUUUGGAACGGGAGUGUAAUGUAAUAUUUGACGGACUUGUGGUUUACGGCGCCACAGCGUUAUGGGUGGCUGCAGGAUUGGGUCACUUACAGGUUGUUAAACUAUUAGUUAAUAAUGGUGCAAAUGUUAACCACAAUACAAAAGCUCAAUCAUCUCCCUUACGAGCUGCAUGUUACGAUGGACGUUUGGAUAUAGUUAAAUAUUUAAUUGAACAUGGAGCAGAUGUUAAUUUGGGCAACAAAUACAACAACACGUGUAUAAUGAUUGCUGCUUACAAAGGUCAUGCUCACGUUGUGGAUACUCUAUUAAAAAAUGGUGCUAACCCAAACGAGCAAGCUCUUUGUGGAGCAACUGCUUUACAUUAUGCUGCUGAAUGUGGGCAUUUGGAGGUAUGUCGAAUACUGCUUGAUCAUGGAGCUCGUUUACAAGAAAAUGAACAUGGAUUAACACCUGUUUUAAAUGCAGCCGAACGUACUCACGAGGAUGUAGUUAAUUUAUUUAUUGAUAGACCUGGACUUAUGAAAAAAGAAGACAUAAUAAUUGCACUCGAAUUAUUAGGUGCGUCGUUUGCGAAUGAUAAAGACAACUAUAGCAUUCAAAAGGCGUAUACGCAUUUAUUGCGAGCAAUGGAAAUGCGAUAUUCAGAUUCGGAAAAGAUAAUAAAAAAAAGAAUUAUCCCGCCUGAAUUAGCUUAUGACAAUUGGCUCGAAACGGAAAAUCUUCCUGAACUGCAAGCAAUAAGGCUAAAUCAUCAUUCAAUUCACAUGGAAUCUUUAACCAUAAGAGAGCGUAUACUGGGAAAAAAUAAUCCUGAUUUGCCUCAGCCGAUUGUUUAUAGAGGUGCAGUAAUGGCUGAUCAAGGUCGAUUCUAUCAAUGCCAAACGCUAUGGAACUAUGCCAUGGACUUAAGAAUGAUGAAUAAUGUAUCAGUGGAACGUGACUUACUGCGUUUCGCGCAACUGUUUUCACAAAUAUUACGCAUUGAAGACGUUCAACUAGAUUUAUCUCAGGUUUUAUCUGUAUUAGUGAAGUGUCAGCAAGAAAUAGAACGAAAUAAAUACAAAAUUGUAAACCCUGGUCCCAAGGAUGUGCCGCAAAUGAUUGCCGAUCAGAAUGAACAAAAUGUAGCAUCUGCCUUAUAUCUUAUAAAAAUUAUAACAAAGGUUUUGGCACAACAGCCUCAAUAUAAUAAAGAACACAUAGAUCUCUUGUACAAUACAAUCAAAAAAUUUAUAAAAUGUGAUACUCGACUUGCGGAUGGACAAACUUUGCUUCAUAUGGCAGUAAAUGGAAGGACACCUGUUGACGAUUUCUUUACCAGCGAUGUGUGCAAGUUUCCAUGUUUUCGAACUGCACUUUUAUUAGUACACGCUGGAGCUUCUGUUAUUGCUACAGAUGAGUUGCGCAAUACUCCACUCCAUACUCUAGUGGCUAGUUUUCCUCGAGAUAAUCCCCACUUAUUACCAAAUGCUGAAAAAAUUGUAAAACUAUUAGUUGAUGCAGGAGCUCAUUUGGAUGCCAUUAAUGCCCAAGGCUUAACACCAGCUCAAGUCGCUCAUGUUGCUGGUUUAAAAAACAUUAUACUUGGUUAUGAAAAUUCGUUAACAUCAUUAAAAUGCAUUGCAUCCCGCUGUAUUGCUAUUAAUAAAAUAAAAUAUCAAGGUUUAGUACCCACUGCUCUAGAGUCUUAUAUUCAAAUUCAUAGUGCUGAAAAGUUUUUUGCAUAAAACUGAACAUUUUUAUAACGCUGUUUGGAAAACACCGACAUUAUCAAAAGAAAUUCAAAAGGAUGUAACAAAAAAAUUAGUUAUUUCCCCAACUAAAAAGUCAUAAAAGCACAUUAUUAAACAAUGUCUUGGCGGACGGGACAUUUAUAUUCAAACGUGUUAUAAUAUAAUAUAGUACAUUAAAGAAAAAAUCAUGAUUAAAACAAUUGUAUUUUCUGAAAAUUACGCCCUUUUGGAUUUUUGUUGACGAUGUUUUUUGUGAGAAUGGUUAAUUGUAUCUAUCUAUUGUAUGUCAACCAAACACAUACAUACAUAACAUGAAUAUAUUAUUG
Messenger RNA from Lucilia cuprina (Australian sheep blowfly), 2626 nucleotides. RefSeq names its product protein fem-1 homolog B (gene Fem-1). Bases 225 to 2294 code for a protein of 689 amino acids. The transcript is spliced from 8 exons. NCBI's taxonomy places the organism in Eukaryota, Metazoa, Arthropoda, Insecta, Diptera, Calliphoridae. Gene Ontology annotation, molecular function: protein binding. The record is from RefSeq and is a predicted model, not a curated record.